Molecule: messenger RNA, 5085 nt
Organism: Prorocentrum cordatum
Lineage: Eukaryota; Dinophyceae; Prorocentrales; Prorocentraceae
Source: the annotation of a GenBank genome assembly
AUGGUCACCAAGGACGUGCUGGCGCCCACCCUCCCCAGCACGAUCUCCCUGCCCGACGGACUGGCUGAGGCGCCCCUAGGCAUUAGGGAGGGCCCCGGGGCGGCGGACCGCGAGCGGGCCUCCGCCACCCGCUUCCGCCGCUCCUCCACGGCGUCGCCGGCGGAGGGCACGGCGGGGGGGUGGGUGGGCAGUCAGCAGGAGGCCGGCGCGCACCUCGCGCCCAGCGCCGCAUCCUCAGUUUCCAUCGCUGGCGAGCCCAGCUGUCGCCGCGCCAUAGGCUCGGCGGCCUAUUCGUGCUUGACGGGCGUCGACCCCACUCAGUUCUUCACGUCGGCCGCCUUCGGCCUGGGGGUGUUCACAGGAGUUGCGAGCGUGUACUUCGUGAAGGCAGGUCGGAAGGUCAGCCUGUUUUACCAGCCGGAGCCGCUCCCGGCGCCACCGCCGAAGUGGCACGAGCGGGUCCUCCUCGAGCCCGGCUCGGAGACGGCGAUGCAGAAGUGCACGGGCGAGUCCCUGUACAAUGGGGGCAUGGUCUGGUGGGUGCUCACCCCGGACGGGGACGUGUACCCGGAGGAGCUGGCGGCGCCGCCACUGGAGGGUAUCGCGUACUACGACGACGCGGAGGUGCCCCAUCUUCAGCUGCAAGUACGUCCGCUUCCUCCUCCAGUGGCGGCCAACACCCACGGGUUCCGCGCCGACCGCUCAGCUGGACCUCCUACCCCGCUAUUGGUGAUGAGGGCGAUCUCUGACGCUAGGGUGGAGCAACAUGCGCUGGACCCAGAGGCAGGUGCUGUUCGCGAGGGUCCCCCUCCAGCGCCAGCAGCUGGACGUGUCAUCUGGGUGAUCGGGUCCUCGGCCGACGGUGACCCGGAGGCGGAGAAGGAGUACAUCCACGUCCCAGGCGAUAUCACGAUUGGCCUGGGCGCCUACUGGUUGGUCAAGCGAGGAGCCAAGUGUCUGAUACUGCAGGAGGUAUUGCGUCAAGACACGGGUAUGAUCAAGCUGCUCCGAGAUCAGGAGACCGACGCGAGAGUCAUCCCGGUGAAGUGGAGGUCGGCCCAACAGCGUGGCCGCAACUUCCGCGAGGCCGUCUCGCUCCAGGAGUUCCACGACUUCGGCGACUCGCCGUUGCAGGGUGAUGUGAGCCUUCCUUGGCUGCUCACCGAAGUGGCCCAGUCCUCCGAGGGGAUGGUGACGCGCCACCACACAUGGCUGUCAGCCAGCGGCAUCCCGAGCGGCGACCGCAGCAUCCACGAGCAUUUCGUGAUUUCCAAGGUCUUCGACCUCGCGAUCGAGCUGGAUCAAUUGAACACGAUGACUUUGACUUCCUUCGAGCUGCUAGGGCGGCGCCUGCAGCUCAUCGAGCAGGCCCACGUGUACAACCCCAGCAACCCCGACUACAGCAAUUCGGACGACUUCAUGGGCUGGGGCGUCCAGCGUGGCGCCGCCCUGGUGGCGCCGUCUAUCAAGAGGCGGGCCGCCGACGCAGCACGAGAUCGGGCAGCGGUCCUGAAGGAGGGUCGCAAGCUCGAGGAGGAGAUCCGCCUCCGGGGGGUCAUGACCAGCUCGCAGGACCCAGUCGCUCCCUUGGAGACUCCGGCGGCUGGGUUCAAGUAUGAGAAGGGGUCUCGCCUACCUGUACAAGUUCCCCGUGACCUCUUCCCUCUUCCUGAGCUCGAGGUCGAACAUCUUCAAGAUCACAGCGUGAGUCGCUCGGUGCAGCGACGAGUUUUGAAGCGGAGUGCUGUGGACGCCGAGGUCAAUCGUACGAUCAAGGCCCUCAAUGCUCUCGAUGGCCAUUUGACGCCAUCAUCUUCCCCGCCCUCGCUGUGUCAGCGAGAGGCCAUCCAAUUCAUUCGUUCAGUGCAUGACGCAGCCGAGCCGCCGCAAGGUGACUACGGCUCCGAGGGAGCCGUCCGCGCGCUCCUCGGGACAGACUCCGCGCACGGUGGCGAGUCGACCUUGGUACAGUCCUACGACCGGAACCUUCUCAGCAUCCCACACGUGGGGGCGGAGCCCGUCCCCGUCAAGGAGAUGCUGCCGCCGAAGGUUCGCUGUUGUCUCGAGGACCUGAACAACAUUCUGCUCGAUGAUCAAGAGUGGGGCGCCGUGUGUGAACGGGCGGAUCCCAUCAAGCUCUACAUGGAUCCGAAGCUUCGCUACUCCAAGAAGGCCUAUUUUCAGUUUGUCCGAGACUGUCACUCGGCCGGCCUUAUCCGCUGGGCGCCUCUGGUACGUGGGCGAGUCACGGUCUUCUGUGUGGCCAAGAAGACGGGCAAGCAGAGGCUCGUGGUGGACUGCCGUGCCACCAACAGGCGCUUCCGGCGGUGCCCUUACUUGCCUAUGGGUACCGGGUCGAGCUGGGGAGAGAUUCUCCUGGAGGACGACGCAGACCUCUGGGUGAGCCUGUCGGACAUCAAGGACUACUUCUACGCCUGCGGCAUCGACGAUGACCUCUCCAGCUACUUUUGCCUCGACGACGUCCCAGGUUGGCUCGUCUCCGAGCUGGAGGGCAACGACAGCCGCUUCAGCCAUUUUUACGGGCGCGACGCCGUUGCGCCCGCCUUCCGAGUGCUUCCCAUGGGAUUCAGCUGGAGCUUCUAUCUGGCACAGAUCGUCCACUCCUCCGUCGUCAAGGGGGUGCUCCCGGACACGGCUGGAUUGGUACUUCAGGAUCGCCGGCCUGGCCCGACGAUCGGCGCCCGCGGCCUCGUGUCUUUGCCUUGCUGCGACAACCACGCCACCGGGGCGGGCUCCCCGGAGCUUGCCGACGGCGCCCGCAUCGCAGUGGCUCGCCAGCUCACGGCCGACGGCUUCGCAGCACACGAGGAGGAGGACGCCUCCCUCUGGGCCGAGAGCCUCGGCUUCGCCAUCGACGGCUUGACUGGCGAGGUGGGGCCCACCGCCAAGAGGGCGACCCGCCUGGCCGCCGCGGGCCGAUGGCUUGCGCGCCGCCCCAGGAUCACAGGCGCGAUGCUUGAGCGCUUCCUGGGGCAUUGCACUUUUCAGCUCAUGGGCGAGCGCUCGCUGCUGAGCAUCUUUGGUGCGUGCUAUCGCUUUGUCAGGGUGCAUUAUAAGCAGAAGGUCCGCUUGUGGCAGUCAGCCACGCGGGAGUGCGAGUGGCUGUCAGCUCUAGUCCGUUUUGCUCGCACCAACCUGCGUCGGCCGUGGAGCCCCACGGCCCACAUGUUCGACUCGUCGGAGACAGGCCUUGGGAUCGUCCAGGGCGUUUUCGACGAGAAGCUCAUCGCCGGCACUGGCCAGUACAACGAGCGGUGGCGUUUCAAGCAGCCUCAUGCGCUCGCGAGGGGCGUGCGUGCGGGAGCUCUCUGGCACUUCCGAGAUGUGAUCGAAAAUGCUGAAACAGUACUCCCUAUCGCACCGCCGCCCCCUCGCCCCUGGAAGAGAAGGCGCGGGUUCCCGGAGGUCCCCACAAAGAUGCUCGAGAAGGACUCCUGGCACACCAUCCUGUCAAAGCCCUGGUUUCGGGACGAGCACAUCACCCUGCUGGAGGCCCGUACUGGGAGAUUGGUUUGCAAGUCUCUUGGGAGGUCUGUUGGGAACCGCAACAAGAAGCACCUCAUCCUCGGGGACUCCAUGGGCUCCAUCUUGGCCUUCUCCAAGGGGCGCAGUCUGCUGCAGCCGCCGAGGGACCACCCGUCGGCGCAGCGGAGUCGCCGUCUGCGGGAGGACCGUGCCAAGGUUCGGAGGGCGAGGCACGCUGUCCCAGCGGGGGGUGUGACUCCCGGGCCGCUCCUGCUCAAGAGGGACCCUCACCAGCUCAGUAUCUUGGAGCAGGCGUCGGUUCAGCCCCAGCAGGCGGCCACAUACAGAGCGACCUACGCCGAGUUCGCCAAGUGGGCCGCGAACGAGGGCAUCUCCUUGCACUCGGACGAGGACGUGGACGCGGCGGCGGUCGACUACCUGGAUGCGAUCUACCUGCAGGGCUACGAGGCGUCGUCGGGGGACAAGCUCCUCGGGGCCCUCAAGUUCAUGAGGAGCGGAGGCCCUCGCCCUCUAGCCCUGCCUCUGACGCGGAUGAGGAGGGCGUUGAGGGGCUUCCGCAAGGCCGCCCCCGGCGCCUCUCGCUUUGGGCUGCCUUGGGAAUGGACGGCCGCCAUAGCGGGGACCUUGCUGGCCACGAAGCGGCGGGAUGCGGCCCUCUGCUUGCUGACGGCCCACGAUACAUAUUCCCGACCUGGGGAGAUUACAGACCUUCAGGUUGGGGAUGUGGUGCUGCCUGCGCCCCGCCUCCGGGGCUACCACCGCCUCUGCCUGGUCAUACGGCCGGAGGAGAGGGGGCAGCCGCGCAAGACGGGGAGCUUCGACGACACGGUCUCGGUCGAGGACCUGGACGCGCACAUCUCAUCCCACCUGGUGCAGUUGGCGAAGGGGCGGGACCCGAGCGAGAAGCUGUUCCGCCUGUCAAUCAGCCAGUACAAGGAGGCGUUCGAGAACGCCGCCGACCUCGUCGGGCUGGCCGCCGAGCAGCUCUGCACGUACCAGGUGAGGCACGGAGGUGCGUCGAGGGAUGCCAUGCUGAGGAGGCGCGACCUCUCCGAGAUCCAGAAGCGCGGGGGCUGGAAGACGUUCAACUCCGUCAGACGCUACGAAAAGUUUGGGAAGGUGCAGCAGGCGAUGAACCGCACACCGUCGGACACCCUGACCUACAGCCGCCUCGCCGUGCAGUGCCUCGACGAGUGGCUCCAUGGCGAUGCGGACGGCGGCCUGCCGCGGGACCGGGGACCGGCAGCGCUCACCCCCGGGAGCCUGCAGGUGAGCGGCACGAUGCGGCUCGGCACCUGCCGAGCGCGCUCCGUGGCAGACGCCCCAGCCGCGAGGGCGCGAGAGGACGCCACCAUGAUCAGGUCAACUCUCGUAGCCGACGUCGUGGGGCUCCUUCCCGAGGACUCCUCAACGCACCUCCAGGGCAGCUGCAGCAGCCGCCAGGCUCAGCGGCAAGAGCGCCCCCGCCACCACCGACGCCAUGGCGAGGCUCCCAGCCACGGCGGGGAAGAAGCGAAGGAGGAGGAGCAGGAGGAGGAGGAGGAGGAAAGAGCGAAGAGGGCACGAUUAGAAACGUGA